Messenger RNA from Dinoponera quadriceps, 1303 nucleotides. It is a transcript of the gene Cyt-b5, whose product is annotated as cytochrome b5. The coding region runs from base 408 to 929 and encodes 173 amino acids. The transcript has 6 exons. The record is from RefSeq and is a predicted model, not a curated record. Gene Ontology annotation, cellular component: intracellular membrane-bounded organelle; membrane. Lineage: Eukaryota; Metazoa; Arthropoda; Insecta; Hymenoptera; Formicidae. Gene Ontology annotation, molecular function: heme binding.
CGGGAUAUUGUAGAAAAAGUCCAUAGUCCAAUAACAAAUUUAUGCAAAUCAUCUUUUGAUCGGCACUGUGUCGCCCUCAUCGCAAUGCACGGUAUUCUCAGGGACUAAAGUAUCAAAUAGCUUUUCAAGAGAUCACUGGAGUUUCUAUGAGUGUUUCGUAUAUAUAAGACUACUUGUGAAAUAUGUCGAUGCUGUUGAUCAAGAGCUGAUAGAUAAAGCCAAUUUAAACCGAAUGUUAUCAGUUUGCUUUCAUUAUCGAGUCAAUAGCCAAUGAUACAUGUAUUCGAGUAUCAGAAUAGCAUCGUAAAAAGUUGCUGAGUCAACCGGAGGGAACAUUCAACAUAAAUCAGGUAUAUUGGAAAAAUUUAAAUUUAGAGCGAGCUAUAAGGAUCGAUCGAGAAGAUAAUAUGGCAGAAAAAGAUAUCAAAGAUAAAACUACCAAUGCUGCUCCUCCCAAAUUUUUUACACGGGCAGAAGUGGCAGAACACGUCGGAUCUACAAAUACAUGGAUUAUAAUCCACAACAAAGUCUACAACGUCACGUCUUUCCUGAAUGAGCGUGCAGCCCUGUAUGCAUGCUGCUCGUUGCUUGCUGUCUUUAGAAAUCAGUUGUUACUUAUUGUUCUUAGGGCAUCUUCAAAACAUCCUGGUGGUGAAGAAGUACUUUUAGAACAAAACGGACAAGAUGCAACCGAGGCUUUUGAAGAUAUUGGACAUUCGACUGAUGCAAGACAAUUGAUGGAAACAUUCAAAAUUGGAGAAUUAGUGGAAGAGGAAAAAGUAAAAGAUGCAAAAAAGAAGUCUAUAUAUUGGUCUAACGACAACCCUGAUGAAGAGAAUUUCAGUGGUUCUUGGCGCUCCUGGUUAAUCCCAAUUGCGCUCGGAGUGCUGGCCACCCUCGUCUAUCGCUACUUCAUCAGUACACAUUAAAAAGAAUUCCAACCGAGGUCCAAUUGGUUCCCUCUUCUUCACGUUACUUGUUAAUAUGUAUACCGACCAUCGAACAGCUGUACAAUAGAUCGGUCCAAAUGUAUAUCAUACAAUAUUGUAAUUGUUUCUUAUGAAACGGAUAGCGCUUGCUGGCCUAGCAUUUAAAAACCGAAAGGAAAAGCCGACGAUAUAUGUAUGUAUUAUAUCAAUGAAUACAGUGAAAACGCGCAUUUAUAUAUUUGUAUGUAUACGUUUGACAGUGCAUAUGUACGUCGCACAACGCAUGGACAUGUAUGCACAUGUCACAUAUUACGCAGACAUCGUGAAGUAUAUUGUGUUGAGGAAAAAAAUAAACUAAUUUAAUUCCAUAGAAA